GAACAAGUAGAACUACCAGCUACAUAGUUCCGUCUCUCUCUAAGGCUUAGACACGUCAAACGGGCGGGCUAUCUAUCACCCAAAGUUUAUUCGUUUGACGAACGCUUUUGCGGUGAGGCGAGUCAAGACCGCGUCGGCCAGUGUUAAACUCAUGUUGUGUUUGAAUUUUUAAAAAUGGAAUCGAAAUUCAAAAAUAAUUUCAAAGAGUCUCUAACGUUGCAAGACUGUGAGAAGCCUUUGACGACCCCGUUUUCUAUAAACGAUAUUUUGACCAAAGAGAAUGAAGGGAAGUGUGAUUUUGAAAAUGGAAUGUUUUGUUCGGACAAUUUUGGCGGGAAGAUGAACUUUUUGGGGAAGGCGGGUGGAUGUUUUGGGAAGGAAGAUGGUUAUGUGAAGAAGGAAGGUUUGGAGAAGGGGAUGAAGUACUACGAUGACUGCAAUGGCUACAGGGACUUUGGUGGUGAUGCAGCGCUCGAUAUGUCGCGGAAGAAUAAUUAUCCUGUCACGGAACUAUCAGAUGACUACGACUCCCGUUCCUCAACGACCGGCUCACCACUCCGACGCGCCAACUCCUCACCCAACUCCGACAUCGCCUACAAACCCUUCAGCCUCCACUACGACCAGAGAAAGUGCUCCACACCAACCAACGAGACCCGAAUGAUGCACUCCCCAAGCUAUAACAUUACGGAAUACUCGCAAAAUGGCGGACGAAAAAAGAGGUCUAGAGCCGCAUUCUCUCACGCUCAAGUCUACGAGCUAGAAAGAAGAUUUAGUCAACAAAGAUACCUGUCUGGUCCAGAAAGAGCUGAUUUAGCAGUCAGCUUGAAACUCACAGAAACACAAGUGAAGAUUUGGUUUCAGAACCGACGGUAUAAGACCAAGAGAAAACAGCUACAGAUGCAGGAAAAUGGUAUGUUGGCUGCAGCCGCUGCUGCGGCCAAUCAUGCCAGAAAAGUGGCUGUGAAAGUCUUGGUCAAUAACAAUGGACAGCCAACUAUACCAGAUUUGAAAGCCUACCAGAACCCAAUGUUAGGGAAGACGUUGAAUCCGCUAUUUACGCCGCCAAACCUACUAGAAAGUUCGCCGAUAUUGAAGCAUUUUGCGGGAGUUUACGGCGUUGAUUUCGCAAAGAAUCCUGAGUACAAAGCUUUAUUGCAAGAGUCUUACAACCAAGCAGUUUUACAGUCUCUAUAUGGCCCUCAUUUAGGCGUGAAUUACCCUAACUUACCACUUCCAUAUAUGUAUUAUCCUGGCCAAUCAGCGUUCGGCAUGCCCGUGCCUUGUGACGUGGACCGAAGUCCAGUGGAACGACAGGAAAGCAAAGAAUUUUCUGAUGAAAAAGAAAAAGAGAAGGUAGAAGUGAAACCAAAAACUCAUAUCGAUUUGAACGAGAAUAGUAACGAGAGUAUGGCCAGUAAUAUUGAAAUCGAAAAUUGAUUGUUGUUAAGAAAUGUUAUGAAUAUUUGAAUCCAUAGAAAGUCAUGUGGAUUGUCAAAGAGAGAAUUCUGUAGUUCCUUGUUAUUAUUUUGUAUAUCAAUGGUUCUCACCACACUUAAUGGCGGCUCGGAAAAACGCGCGAAAUGCUGUAGGUACAGAAACCAUUUUUAGUUAUCAGUGAAGAUUUUAAGUUGCGAGAUCCACAUGCUCGGAAUUUAGUAACGGUUCGGGUUUAGUUUGGCGAGAACUAUUCCUAAAUACAUAAUUCUGAACUAUUUCUACAUAACACCCACUACGUGGGUAACAAACUUAUUUCUCGGACAGAUUCAUUGAAAAGCUUCUCUUCAGAUUUGAAUUUAGAAUCCCCGUUUUAGAACCAUUUUUAAAAGUAAAAAGAGUAGGUGUUGCAAUUUGAUAAUAAAAUAUUGAAGUUACUCGAACUUUUUGGAAUGUACUUAAGAUUUUUUUUAUGUGGCAAUAAAAAACCAAAGAUGGAGUUAAUAUUAGCCAAAGCACGUAGUUAGUAGAAUUGUUACUGUUUAGACUUUAUUGUAAAUAGAUAAUAUUUAAGGUUUUAGUAAUUGUUUUAAUAGUUUAAUUCAUUGGCACGUUUGUAAAUAGUACAAAAGUAGAAGUUAAGACAGCUUAAUAAAAGUGCAAUAAAGAUUAUGGCGAAUUA
Molecule: messenger RNA, 2116 nt
Organism: Helicoverpa zea (corn earworm)
Lineage: Eukaryota; Metazoa; Arthropoda; Insecta; Lepidoptera; Noctuidae
Gene: bap
Product: homeobox protein bagpipe
Exons: 2
Coding region: 175-1437 (420 amino acids)
Biological process (GO): regulation of transcription by RNA polymerase II; cell differentiation
Cellular component (GO): nucleus
Molecular function (GO): DNA-binding transcription factor activity, RNA polymerase II-specific; RNA polymerase II cis-regulatory region sequence-specific DNA binding
Source: RefSeq, a predicted model, not a curated record